GGUUUAACUGAUGUGUGACCUCACCCAUUUGAGUAACUUGAGGACAUCCAGUCAGUCUCACAAUGUUUUACAAUGCUUUAUUAUCGCUAACAGCAUUUAUGUUUUGUCUCAGCCUUUUCCUGGUGUACAGAGCCAGUGUUUUAGAGAACGACUUUCGCAAACUCCAAGGGGACAUAAUUCUGCAAUUGAAUCAGCCACGUUCUGAGGGAGUCAAUGGGAAAUUUGCCAAGAUGUCUAAAACAAGGGAGGACAUGAAGCCAAGUAUUUUGCAAAAAGCUCAGAGUUCUCUGAAUUUAUCUUCUAGAAGAGUAAAACGGGAACAGGGCAGUUGCAGAGCUCCAACAUCAUUCCUGCAGUUAACAGCUAGCACUAAUGAACAGCCAGACAUAAGAGGAAAUAUAGCAGUGAUCCCUUGGACUGUUUCUGCACAGCGAGGAAAUGCAAUUUCACAAAAGGAAAACAGAAUCGUUGUCCAAGAAGAUGGUUAUUACUUGGUGUUUGGACAAGUAUUGUGUCACUGCAAUUCAAGCAUAACUAAAUCGAUAUUACAUCUGAUUUGUUCCAACUAUUCAGCUAAUGUUCCGCUUAAUUCACAGGUUUUGUUUCAAAGCCCAAGCAUAGUUAUGGGUCAUAUCAUUCAAAGCCGGGGUUUCAACACAACAGGAACAACAUCAAGAGAGUUAUUGCGCUGCGUGCAAGAGAUGCCAGAUGAAACUCCUGUCAGUACAUGCUACACUUCAGGCAUAGUGCAGCUGCUUCAGGAUGAUGAGCUAGAUCUGGUGAUACCAUACAGGCCCCAAGCUCUCAUCUCCAUGGAUGCAGACUCAACCUUUUUUGGUGUCAUACAGCUGAACUAGAAGAAGACAGUAUGAGGCUGAUAACAGUUCAGCUUCUUGUUGCAGGAUACAGAAAACUGACACUGAGCUGUGUGACGGGAUGCUGAUAAAGGACAGAGUGACAGCAGGAAAACUGCUGGGACCUGUCAUUAAUCUCAGGAAAACAGCACAUAAUGAACUUUUGAAUUAACUGUGUAUAUCAUCUUUCAGCUUUUUGAAGACAGCUAUUUUUAAACUCCUUUAGCUUUAAAUCAUUAAAGCGUAACAUCCAGGUAGUCCACCUGGGCCUGUCCCCUCACAUUGUUUAUGUGUGCUACCACCUCCUUUCAUCAGUCUAUUUUAGCAUGUCUCUUUAUACUUUGCUUGGGGCUUCCCUCCAGCUCCACCUCUGUGCUCUCUGUUUAUUUGUUCCUCUCAUCUAUUUUAGAAUGGCUUCCGUUUCCCUGAGACUAUGUCAGGAACAAACAAAGGUAUAAAUUUAUAUCGCUUGGUAGGUGUUUUCCUGGUUGACACGAACUGCUCAACGCUGUAAUUAUAAAAUUAAAGUUGUUAUAAAUGUGAUAAUGAACAUAUGAAUUCUUGGUUGGAAUGAAUUUAUGUUAAUAAUUAAUGAUGAAUUCAUUCAUCUGUAUAAUUAGGUUACCAUUAAACACAGAAAUAUGAUCAUUUUGUCUAAAAAUGAGUUUUGUCCAAAUUAAAGAGCCCUUAGUGAAAGUGAUAUUGGAGUGGUCAAUCCUUUUUCUACUUAUAGUAUCCACAACGCCUAUCUGUUGUCUACAGCUCUGCUGUUUUCUGUCUUGCCUUUUUUUUUUCUUAUGAAGCAUGGCUGUAAGAGGGGGGUUGUGAGUGUGUAUAUGAGCUCUGACAACAGUAGCUGUACAGCAGCAGAAGCAGCAGCAGAAG
Molecule: messenger RNA, 1739 nt
Organism: Scatophagus argus
Lineage: Eukaryota; Metazoa; Chordata; Actinopteri; Scatophagidae
Product: tumor necrosis factor ligand superfamily member 13B-like
Exons: 5
Coding region: 63-857 (264 amino acids)
Biological process (GO): immune response
Cellular component (GO): membrane
Molecular function (GO): tumor necrosis factor receptor binding; receptor ligand activity
Source: RefSeq, a predicted model, not a curated record